This is a messenger RNA of Rhipicephalus microplus (southern cattle tick), 699 nucleotides long. RefSeq lists its product as uncharacterized. The record is from RefSeq and is a predicted model, not a curated record. Lineage: Eukaryota; Metazoa; Arthropoda; Arachnida; Ixodida; Ixodidae.
GACAAAGGGUCUUUAGCACGAGCGCACUGAUGCGGAAUAUUGGUUCAGUGUACAGUCAGCCACAUGUUUCAAAUUCAGAGAAUGGCUGAGGAACGUUUAUGGUUUAUAUUUCUGUGGACGUCCAUCUUAGCCACACAAGCUGGCCCCGCCGGAAGGAACUAUUUUAACGCUCUCGAUAUUCGAAAGUUUUAUAGAACUAGACAUCCAAUAUGGUGCUUGCAGACGACAGAAAGGACGCAAUACACCUGCAAAGUAGACGUAACAAGAAUUAUAACGCGUGAUUACGUCAUAUUUAGUAGACUUUAUUAUUGGUACAUUGCCAAAGUCAACAACACCCUGGAAGGAGUAUUCCAGACUGGUGAGAAGAAGGCAACAAACCCAGACAGAAUGAUGGUCCACUUUCCAAAGAUCAUGUUCACAGAAACAGAACAAGUCCAGUAUGAGAGCAGCGACAGCCACUGUGGGGUCUUUUUAAUUUCUUCAAUUGCUGGAAGUACGUAUGCAUCAUUUGAUAAAACCAGCAAAACAUCUUGAGCUUCGUGUUUGGAAUGUUUCUGUUCACCGUGUCGACAGGAAGUGCCUUGCAUAUUUUCAUUUCAUGGCUCACAAGACAAGACAGCUAUACAAAGUACUUUAUAAUAAUACGUGUCAAAGAAUAAUACAGUGAAAAUAAAUUUCUGCCCUAUCCGUCCCAUUUCA